Saccostrea echinata is the source of this 982-nucleotide messenger RNA. RefSeq lists its product as uncharacterized. Gene Ontology annotation, molecular function: signaling adaptor activity. The record is from RefSeq and is a predicted model, not a curated record. NCBI's taxonomy places the organism in Eukaryota, Metazoa, Mollusca, Bivalvia, Ostreida, Ostreidae. Bases 14 to 982 code for a protein of 322 amino acids. The transcript has 8 exons.
UCAUACCAAUACAAUGUCCAGUGUUGAUGGCAGCUGGCGAUUUUGUGAAGGAUACUUAGAACACAAAGGAAAACAGGGCCGGGGGUACGAGAGAUUAUGGUGUGUCUUGAAGGACAGAACUAUCCAUAUUUUCAAAGACAGAGAUAAGAGGGACGAGGACACGAUACUGGGUAGUUUAAACAUUGACAACAAUACGGAAUAUAAAUAUGGAGAAAGUGAGAGAGAUGGCUACAAGUUUGAGCUAUACACACUGGGACUGGACAGAAGUAAAAGAGCUAACAGAUUUAAGACAAGAAAGAAAGUGGAAAGAGAAAUGUGGAGGGCCUAUAUCAUCGGUCUGUCUAAGGGUACUGUUCCCAAAGACCUGGAUUUAAUGGAAGGCCAGAUUGAGGAUAUCGAGGCUAGCAUAAGCGCCUUCCUCCACGAAGAAGCUAACAGAAUAGGUGGGGGUGGAUCUCCUUCUGUAGGUGGCGGAUCCAGUCACCAAGCACUUCAGAAAAGGAUCUCGAUGUCUCGAUCAGAAGACAGUGGUAUUGACAACGCCAGCAGGUACCCCAGAUCCUACAGGUCUCAGCAUUCCUCGUCUUCCGGCUCCAGAGAUACAAUCAGCGGGGGCGGUGGAGGGCCUACAAUGAGACAUAAGUUCACAAAUGAUCCAAGAAUGGAUGACGAAGCACCAAGUUGGUUUUUCACAAACUGCAGUAGGAACUUUGCAGAGAAAGUACUGGUUAACGCUGGUCGAUUUGGUAAUACUAUGAUGAGGGAAAGUUCAUCACAGAAAACCAGCGGAAGUUAUGUCAUCAGUAAAAUAGGAAAAAUAGACGGUGAGGUGAGAAUAGAACAUUUUGAGGUGGAGCGAAUUGACAGAGGCUAUAGAAUCAAAGUAGAAAAUGAUGUGAGUUUGCCAACGUACUACCUAUCUGUAGUUUUAUUUCACGAAACUGAAUCUUACUGCAAAGAAAAACGUAUAUCAUAUAAGUAA